This is a messenger RNA of Bubalus bubalis (water buffalo), 999 nucleotides long. RefSeq names its product myosin heavy chain IB-like. The record is from RefSeq and is a predicted model, not a curated record. Gene Ontology annotation, cellular component: membrane. Lineage: Eukaryota; Metazoa; Chordata; Mammalia; Artiodactyla; Bovidae. Gene Ontology annotation, molecular function: ATP binding. The coding region runs from base 1 to 939 and encodes 312 amino acids. The transcript is spliced from 6 exons.
AUGUUUUUGGGCGGCCCUGCCCUGUCCUCAGCAUCCCUAGAGACGGGUGGUUUCGGUGCCCCCCGGGGAGCAGACCUGGGCAUGCAGAAGCAGCGGGAGGCGAGCCUAGGGGUCUCUCGCUUCAAAAAGAAAACUGCACGGAAGGAGCGUGACAGUCACUCUGGAGGGCUGAGUGGCCCGCCAGGCGAGGCUUUCGGAACACCCAGCGGCACCAGGCUGGUCGCGGGGCUUAUCGGCCGCAGCUGGCCCGGGGCUGGCGGCUCGCCAGGGGUGGGCGGCAGCGGAGGGCGGCGCGCCGGGCACCCUUCCCCGCGGGGUGUGCGGAGCGAGCCUGGCGGCUGGAGCGCCUCCUCUGCCCGGGGCCGUGGCCCCGGCGGCUUCAGGAGGCGUCGCUGGGGCCCGACACUCUCGGGGAGGGGCGGGGGCGGGGGCGGGGGCGAGCAAAGUCCCAGGCCCCGCAGCCCCGGCGCCCAGCGGCUCGGCCAGAGACAGGCGCAGUCCCGGGCGGAGAUGGAUCCAGAGGUGGGAAGGAUCGCAACAUUCCGGAUCACUGAGACCAGGGAGGACGAAUUUGAACUGGGCGUCAGCAGCAGCCAAGCUAAGGAAAAAAUGAAGAAAGUAAAUUUGAUUGGACCAUUAACAUUGUUUCGAUACUCUGAUUGGCAGGAUAAAUUAUUUAUGUCUUUUGGCACUAUCAUGGCCAUAACUCAUGGAUCAGGUCUGCCCUUCAUGAUGAUAGUAUUUGGAGAAAUGACUGACAGAUUUGUUAAUACUGGAGGAAAUUUCUCCCUUCCAGGUAAAGAUACUCCCUCAUUACUUGGCCUCUGUGGGUCUCUAACAUCAGUGGCAAGUUACAAAUCUCUAACAAGCCUAAAAUCGAAUGACUACCUUGCAAGUCCUACAACAGAGAUGACAAGUCCAGGUCUGACUCCAUCCUGAAAAAUUGUAUGUAAAAGCCAGAAGUUUUUAUGUUGCAAAUAUUCCAUAUACGUAAGUUUG